Nothoprocta perdicaria is the source of this 2208-nucleotide messenger RNA. It is a transcript of the gene TMEM209, whose product is annotated as transmembrane protein 209. The record is from RefSeq and is a predicted model, not a curated record. The transcript has 15 exons. Gene Ontology annotation, cellular component: membrane. Lineage: Eukaryota; Metazoa; Chordata; Aves; Tinamiformes; Tinamidae. The coding region runs from base 32 to 1708 and encodes 558 amino acids.
GCCGCCCCGGCCUGGCGGCGCCUCCUUGGUCAUGGCGGCCGAGCAGAUUUCAGCAGCUUCCCUCAUUGACAAGACCAUGAAGAUGAGGAGGGAGGCUGAAGAGCGGAAGGUGGUCUGGGCCUGGGGGCUCCUUAACAUCUCCGUUGCGGGGAUGAUCUAUACAGACAUGACUGGAAAACUUCUAAGUUCGUACUACAACAUCUCCUGCUGGCUACUCUGGUAUAUUGAGCUCGCACUUGCAUCCCUGUUCACUUUGAAUGCCUUGUUUGAUUUUUGGUUGUAUUUCAAAUACACAAUGGCACCGACUACCCUAGUCAUGACUCGCAGGCAGCAGAUCCUCCUAGGCAUGCAGAAUGCAGCAGUACAAAUAGCUCCAGCACACGAGCUAUCAGCAAAAAAGGUCCCUUCUUCCACUCCUUCCCCUGCCAUGCAGGGUCAAAACGUGCUGAGUUACAGCCCGACGCGUCCCCUCCGGGCCAGCCCCAAGUUUGCCUCGGGCUGUGUCGCAGGCUACAGCCCUCAGCUGCAGGCGCUGUCGAGCAGCAAUGCUUCUUACAGCAGUGCUUUGAGCUACUCGCCCAGCAGCAGCUACAGCAAGUUUUCCAGCUUCAGCUCUUCUCCAUCGGGUUCCCCAUAUCCAGCAAGUGUUGGACCAGUGGAAAGCGGCCUGAGGUCCCGCUACCGCUCCACGCCAAUCCGGUAUAAUUCCCGCAUGAGUCCCGACGAUGAAAUUACAGACCUCAAGUCACUACAGAAAUACCUUCGAAGCGAAGAAGAGAAACAGCAAAGACUUCAGAUGGCGAAUUCUGAUUCCAGCUCUCCAUCCAACAGCCCGACCUUCUGGAACUACAGCCGUUCCCUUGUGGAGCAAGCGCAGGUGCUGAGGAAGUUCCAGUAUCAGCUGGCUUGCAGGCCCCUCGCUCCAUCCACCCACAAGGAUGAGGCUCAUCUGAGCUCUCCACAGGCUGCAGAGGAGGUUUGGGCAAGAGUGAUUGUGAAUCGGCGCCAGCUUGAUCACAUGGAUACCUGGACUGCCCGGUUCAGAAGUUGGAUUAACGACACAAUUUUAGUACCACUUGUGCAAGAGAUCGAGUCUGUGAGCACCCAGCUGCGAAGAAUGGGGUACCCAGAAAUGCAGAUUGGAGCCAGCAUCAGCAGCCUGAAACAGGCAGCGCUUGUUAAAGCUGCAGCCAUUCCCACCCUGAACACUAUCGUGCAGUAUUUGGAUUUCACACCAAACCAGGAGUACUUGGUGGAACGGAUCAAAGAGCUCUCAGAGGGAGGGUGCAUGAGCUCCUUCCGAUGGAACAGAGGAGGAGAUUUCAAAGGCCGUAAAUGGGAUGCUGACUUGCCCACCGACUGCGCUAUCCUUAUGCACAUCUUCUGCACCUACCUUGACUCCAGACUGCCACCUAGCCCCAAGUAUCCCAACGGCAAAACCUUCACUUCCCAGUACUUCAUCCGGACGACAGAUAAACCAGACAUGACAAAUGAAAACCUCUUUUGCAUCUACCAGAGCAACAUCAACCCACCCCACUAUGAGCUCAUCUAUCAUGGCCACGUCUACAACCUGCCCCAGGGCAGAAACAACAUGUUCCACACCCUGCUCAUGUUCCUGUACAUUAUAAAGACCAAAGAAUCGGGCAUGCUCGGGCGCGUCAACCUCGGCGUCUCCGGCGUCAACGUGCUGUGGAUUUUUGGCGAGUGACGACGACUCCACAGAGGGAGGAUCCCCCUGCUCGGACCAGGCGCCCUGAACAGCAGCGUUACCCCCGUUACCUUGAACAUAGACUGUGAAACAGGAUAAUUUAAUCUCUGCUUUAUGGACAGAGGAGAAAUGUUUGUAAAUUCCUGUACAGUCUUUUUUUUUAGGUAAAUACCGUUUAAAAUGUUCCACUGUUUUUUCCACUGUUCUUUUUUUUCCACUGUUCCACUUUUUCACUGUUAAAACACAUUGAAAUAGGAAUCUAGGCAUGUUUUUCUCUCUGGUUUCUCACCUUAAUGCACCCCAGUUUUGCUCCCCCUGCCUCCAGCUCUCUGGGGGCACCUGCAGAUCCCCCAACACAAGGUCCAGGGAGUUACUGCCUUGGUGCCUGGUUCGACCUCUCUGGAAGUUUACCCCAAAUUGGGUUAAUUUAAUGACUCAUUGGAAGAACUGGAUUUUGUGGCCUCACUGGGUGUUUCAGGUGUCUCCACUGUAACUAUACA